UCGGGAUGACGUUUUCAGGUGGCUCUGGAGGGGAGUCACACCGUUAGAGCAUGACAGCGGUUUGUGAAAUACCCAAAGUGCGGACGGUACCAUUCCCUGGGGGAAGGCGGUCCCCGCCGAGCCACCGCCGGUGCCGGCAGCGGUGCCUUUCCGAGGAGCGGCGGCUGCCCUUCGCGGCGGCAGCUCCUCACCGCUCGGCGCAACUCCUCAUCCUCCCAAGGACCACCAGCUCUUCUCCUUGCUCUGCAAGCUGGGGCCGGAGCGGGUCCGCUCCCCUCCGUGGCAGACGGUUUGCCUUGGAUCAGCUGGUUGAAGCAGCUGGAUACACAAUCAAUCGCUCUCCGGUAUUUCCAAACUUGCCUUUUAACCUGCUGAACCAGGGUCUGGCGCAGAACUCCUUGCCACCAUGAAAACAAUUAUUGCAGCCUGUUCCCAAAAUCUUAGUGGCAGCCGCGCCAGCAUCCAGACCGCCCUGCGCACCCUGCUCGCAGCACCCUGGCCCUCGCAGCGGGAUGUCCGCUCCUGGCUCCAGCUCCUCUCCGUCCUGCAGUGGGUGCUCAGCUUCCUGCUGCUGGGAACCGUCAGCCUGCUGCUCCUCAUCUACCUGGUGUUCACCAGCUUCUGGCCCAUCUCCGCGCUCUACCUGGCCUGGAUCAUCUUUGACUGGGACACGCCGGAGAAAGGUGGCAGGAGGCUGCCGUGCCUGCGGCAAUGGCCCGUCUGGAGGCACUUUCGGGAUUAUUUCCCCGUGAAGCUGGUGAAGACCCACGACCUGUCCCCCAGCCACAACUACAUCAUCGGCUCCCACCCCCACGGCAUCCUCUGCGUCGGCGCCUUCUGCAACUUCGUCACCGGCUCAACGGGUUUCGGGGAGAUGUUCCCGGGCAUCCGGCCUUCCCUCACCACGCUGGCCGGCAACUUUCGUCUGCCCGUCUUCAGGGAAUACCUGAUGAGCGGGGGCCUGUGCCCGGUGACACGCCGCGCCAUCGGCUACCUCCUGUCCAAGAAUGGUACCGGCAACGCGGUGGCCAUCGUCAUCGGCGGCGCGGCCGAGUCGCUCUCCUGCCGCCCCGGAGUCACCACGCUCAUCCUGAAGAACCGCAAGGGCUUCGUCCGCAUGGCCCUGCAGCACGGGGCCUGCCUCGUCCCCUCCUUCUCCUUUGGGGAGAAUGACCUCUUCCGCCAGGUGGUCUUUGAGGAGGGCAGCUGGAUGAGGAGCAUCCAGCAGCGCUUCCAGAAGAUGAUGGGCUUCGCUCCCUGCGUCUUCUACGGCCGGGGUCUCACCUCCGUCCGGUCCCGGGGCUUCCUCCCCUACGCCAGACCCAUCACCACCGUGGUGGGGGAGCCGGUGACGGUGCCCAAGAUCGAGGACCCAAGCCGCGAGACGGUGGACAUGUACCACGAGAUGUAUGUCCGCUCCCUGCUCAAGCUCUUCAACGAGAACAAGACCAAGUACGGGCUGUCGGAGACGGACGAGCUGCACAUCCUCUGAGCACGGCCAGCGCCGGCGGCCAGAUCCUGGCUCACAAGAGCGGCUGGCUCUUGCGGGUGGGGAUUUCAGCCGGCCCGGCACGGGGAACACACGGGGGACAGUCCCCGCUCCGGUCCUCCGCUCCUCCGGCCGAAAAACCUGAGCCGGAGGUGGGAGGAGAGGAGGAAGUGAGGGGAAGGGGAGAUUGGGAAGGGUCCCCCUUGAAAGGGAUUCGGAGGGGCUGCAGGUGACACAGCCGUCCCCCGAGGACACAGGGCUGAUGUAGGGGGGGGGGCUGGCAGAAGGCUGGGGACCAGCAAUGGGCACGGUCCCUGCAAGACAACCAGGAGAACGUGAGCUGAGGGAGCGGGGGUCACGGGAGGAGGGAGUGAGACGGACUCUUUUGGGUGGCAUCCUGAUGGCGAGCAGGACCAGGCUGGGGAGACAUCCCCCCGGGGUGGGGGGGACACUCCUGGACUUGGGGACCCAGCCUCAGCUGGGACCACGGAGCCCUGGGUGGGGGCGAGUGCUGGUCUGGCCCCGGAUGAGCCUUUUCCACCACCUCUGUACCCAAUACAGAUUUCCAACCCCCCCA
Aquila chrysaetos chrysaetos is the source of this 2066-nucleotide messenger RNA. RefSeq names its product diacylglycerol O-acyltransferase 2-like. The transcript has 8 exons. NCBI's taxonomy places the organism in Eukaryota, Metazoa, Chordata, Aves, Accipitriformes, Accipitridae. The record is from RefSeq and is a predicted model, not a curated record. Gene Ontology annotation, biological process: lipid metabolic process. Bases 407 to 1492 code for a protein of 361 amino acids. Gene Ontology annotation, cellular component: endoplasmic reticulum membrane.